Budorcas taxicolor (takin) is the source of this 4889-nucleotide messenger RNA. RefSeq names its product pyridoxamine 5'-phosphate oxidase (gene PNPO). The record is from RefSeq and is a predicted model, not a curated record. Lineage: Eukaryota; Metazoa; Chordata; Mammalia; Artiodactyla; Bovidae. Bases 130 to 915 code for a protein of 261 amino acids. Gene Ontology annotation, molecular function: pyridoxamine phosphate oxidase activity; FMN binding. Gene Ontology annotation, biological process: pyridoxal 5'-phosphate biosynthetic process; pyridoxine biosynthetic process. The transcript has 7 exons.
UUAGGCUGUCGGCCUGGCUUGGUGACUGAUAAAUUCUUCCUUGCCGGGAGAUUUCCCGGCUAAGACACUGGUUCCGAACGCAACGGAACCCAGCGCGGAGCCACGCCGGGUCACGUGGCCAAAGGGCCCAUGACAUUCUGGCUGCGGAGCCUCAUCGUGACGUUUGAGCGAUCCUCCGAGUGGCCCCGCUGCCUCCGCCACCUCUGCAGCCGCGGUGCUGCCAUGGACCUGGGACCGAUGCGCAAGACUUACCGCGGGGACCCAGAGGCAUUUGAAGAGACUCAUCUGACCUCCCUGGACCCUGUGAAGCAGUUUGCUGCCUGGUUCGAGGAGGCUGUUCAGUGUCCUAACAUAAUGGAAGCUAACGCCAUGUGUCUGGCUACGUGUACAAGAGAUGGGAAACCGUCUGCCCGCAUGGUGCUGCUGAAGGGCUUUGACAAGGAUGGCUUCCGCUUCUUCACUAACUUCGAGAGUCGAAAGGGAAAAGAGCUGGACUCGAAUCCCUUUGCUUCCCUCGUCUUCUACUGGGAGCCCCUGCACCGUCAGGUGCGUGUGGAGGGGCCCGUGAAGAAGCUGCCUGAGGAGGAGGCUGAAUGCUACUUCCACUCCCGCCCCAAAAGCAGCCAGAUUGGGGCUGUGGUCAGUCACCAGAGUUCCGUGAUCCCGGAUCGGGAGUAUCUGAGAAAGAAAAAUAAGGAACUGGAGCAACUCUACCAGGAACAGGAGGUGCCAAAGCCAAAAUACUGGGGUGGCUACAUCCUGUACCCACAGGUGAUUGAGUUCUGGCAGGGCCAAACCAACCGCCUGCACGACCGGAUCGUCUUUCGACGAGGCCUACUAACUGGAGACGCCCCUCUGGGGCCCAUGACCCACCGAGGCGAAGAAGACUGGCUCUAUGAGAGACUUGCACCCUGACUCCCAAUCUGUUGGCACUGAGUGGAGCUGGGGCCAGUGCCCCAGAGAGGGUAUGGGAUGUGGGGCCAGACCCUUAUAAACUCAACCCAUUCCCUUCCUGCCUCUUGCAUUCAGGGCCCUUCAGUGUUUACCCUCGGAAUUCUCCGUAGUCAGCUAGUCUAGUGGAGUUUUAACAGUGGCACAGACGAUCACAAACGGAAGGUCUCGUGAUUAUCUUCUCGACCUUAACUAUGAUUUAUUGGAAUAGCUCCCUGUAGGGGUGGGGUCGGUGUGACAGGGGUAGGGCCCCAGCAGCCUUGUCUCUUAUCACAUGACAGGAGUCUGGCCAAAGCCGAUUGGUCCCAGCAGAAGCACCCGAGGCAAUCUAGCCAAUCGGUUUUUCUAUUCUUUCAAAUUUGAAAUCUAGAGACUCAGAGCAUAGCAGCCAAGUAAACAAUGCGGCCUAGAAACAGCAACUUCUGGCUGCUGCUCUUGCAAUUCUCUGAACGAUCCACCGAUCCCUCCUUCCCACACCUGGGGUUGUCCAGUUCCUCCUUCUACCUCAGAAAACCCAUUGUCUUUAAAAAAAAAAAGAGAUUUAUUUUUUUCUUGGCUUAAACCAGUCAGAAUUGAUGUGCUUCUAAUGAAAAGAAUCUUAACUAACUCAUUUACUAAUAGGAUAUUUUUAAACCUCUUACCCAACUGAUAGCUGCCCUCCAUUAUCUGAAGAAGAGCAAUAUGGAAAAGAGACUAAAUGUAUUCUCUGUAGCUGUAAAGGACCCAUAGGUGGAAGUUAGAUGAAGUUAGAUUUCAUCUCAAUAUGGGAAGAAAUUUCAAACAAUUGGGGCUGCCUAAGAGGGAGUAGGUUAGUUAGUGAGUAUUCCGUCCCUGUUGGACAGGAGUUUUGUAGAAGGAACUCAUGCUAGUACCUGUGGGUCAGGAAGAUUUUCAUCAGGCCUUACUUUCCACAUUUGUUUUUAAAAACUCAAUGUAUGUGAGGGCUUUCCAGGCGGUAGUAGUGGUAAAGAACCCACCUGCCAGUGCAGGAGGUGUAAGAGAUGUGGGUUCAAUCCCUGGAUCUGGAAGAUCCCCUGGAGGAGAGCAUGGCAAUCCACCCUAGUAUUCUUGCCUGGAGAAUGUCAUGGACAGAGGAGCCUGGUGGGCUACAGUCCAUAGUGUUGCAAAGAGUCAGACACGACUGAAGCGACUUAGCACAGCACAUAUGUAUGUGAAAUACAUAUAUAUAUAUACAUUUAUAUGUAUUUCACUUUCUAGAUAUAAAAUUAAAUAAUAGAGCUUAUACUUUUCUGACACACAUCCCUUUACCUCCCUUCCACCCCUACUGAUGAUGACUCCUAGGUCACUGGUUUUCACUGGAUUACCCAGGAGCUUUAAAAACCCUGCUGCUCAGUCCCACUCUCAGAGGUGAUUUGACCAGUGUGAGUGCAGCCUGGACUUGGGGAAAUUUCAAAGGCCCUUGGGAAUUCUGUGCAGCCAAGGUUGAGAGCCCCUGUUAAUAGAUCCUUGCUACUUGCAGUGGGGCUUCCCUUGUGCCUCAGGUAGUAAAGAAUCCGUCUGCAAUUCAGGAGACCUGGGUUUGAUCCUUGGGUUGGGAAGAUGCUCUGAAGAAGGGAAAGGCUACCCAUUCCAGUAUUCUGGCCUGGAGAAUCCCAUGGACUAUGUAGUCCAUGGGGUCGAAAAGAGUCAGACACGACUGAGCGACUUUGAUUCACUUGCAGUGUAGUCCACAGGCCAGCAGCUUUGGCUUCCCUUGGGAGUCUACCCCAGACCCAUUGAAUCCCAUGCUGCUUAAAACAAGACCACUCCCACUUCCAGGUAACCAGAUUAGUCUCAAGCUCUAAACCAACCACUUCUGCAGCUGGAUUCUUCGGGAGCAUUUGGCUAAGGCCUGUGCUGAGCUAUAGACUUUGUCUUCUUCGAGCACAAGUCUGGUGACCAGGGGUAAUGUGGAUGAGUGGCCUCCGGGCUGCGGAGAGGAGCCAGGCUGGGCAAAUGUUUGCUGUGCCUAAGCCAGGAUCAGAGAACUGACUGUUUGCAUACAUUGGCCUUUGAGCUUGCAACUCUGCAAACUGCUUCAUUCCACUGUAUGGGUGUGUGCUUUGGCGUCUGUUACUAACUGCCUCCUCCAAGAGCGGCCCUCUGGGUAUUGACCACCCCCCACCCCCACCGGCCUCCUUAAGUCAGGGUGCAGGAAGGGACAAUGCUAGCCUUGUGGCCACUUGCAAGAGAGGGUGCUGGAGUGCCCUUCUCUAUCUUGUCCUGUUAUAUUAUGGGGUCUGUGUAUAUCCCCUGCUUUGAGCCUGGUCUCAGCUGUUCCUUUCCUUUCCUCUGUCUGACAGUCCCUGUGCCAAGUCUAAAAUAAAAGCUCAUCAGCCAUCCAUUUUGUAAAUAUUUGAUCUAGCCUGCUCUCGUCCCCCACCCCCCAUGUUUGAGGGGAGUUGAAGAAUUUAAGCAACUCCUCCUACCUGGCUUCUCCACUUGGGGAGGUUGGGCGUCCAGCAGGGGGAGCCCAAUGCCCAGGGUUGGCCCCUUCCAGGCAGCACAGGCCAGUUUUAGUCGGCCCCUCCUGCCCCACUCUUUACCCUCUUGGGUCCUGUCCCAGUGAAACUGUGGUCAAUAACCGUGGCCUCUCCCGCUCCUGCUCAUAUUUUCAUAUUUGCACUCUCGCUUCCUCCUCCUCUGGCCUGGUGAGCACUUGCGGCUGCCUGGGCGCUGACUUCCUGGGCAGCCAGGUCUCCUUGGCCCUUAUUACCUGCCUCCAGCCCAUCCGUCCAUCUCUUAACUUAGGGAUAUGUGUGGAGUUUUCGUGGGAGAUUCUGUGGCUGUCACUUUGGGGCCGUGGAGUGGAGCGGCAUGCACAGGGUUGAGGAACCCACAGACCCUCCCACCUAAGAGGGAAGAUAGUGGCCUGGUGGUUGCCAGUAUGAGACAGAAGCACAGGUCAGUUGCCUGGGGCCCAGCCUCUCGCCCCUCCCCACCCCUUGCCUCAGGGAACCUCAGGAUGGCUGAAGAGGCAGGUCCCUAUGGUUUGAGUUCUCACUCUUGAAGCUGGUUGGCUUUUCCUCACUGGUUCCAGAUUCUGGGCGGCCCCCUCAGGAUGCUCACCUCCCAGGACCGCAAGGCCCAGGCAUGGCCCUCUCUCCCCACCUUCCCACUGCAGAAGGUGACUGUACUCCUUUCCUUGUUCUGAGCCUCAGUUUCCCUUCCCUGUUGUUGUUCAUUUGCUCUCUCCUGUCUGAUUUUUUGCAACCCCAUGGACUGCAGCACGCCAGGCUUCCCUUCCCUGAGCAGAUAAAAAUCCAGUGUGAAGGGGGCUGUGUGGUGCGGCAGGCAUAUGCACGGUUCUGGCCUCAGUCCCAGCUCUGCCACUAGGAACCCCUGACCCAGGUCAGCUAAUGCAGCUGGAAAACUAGAAAACCGUGAUAAUGACAGCACCUAUGAUGAGAGGGUUAUAGGAGGAACUUCGUGGGGUACUCACCAUAGAGCUGGCUGAUUACAAACCCUCUGAGUAUGAGCUGCUAACUGGGCAGAGCUGCAGUCGGCUGAAAGUCAGCUCCUCCAUGGGAGGCUUUAUGGACUGAAUGAUUGUGGGGACCCUAGAAAGUUCCGUGUGGUGGGGAGGGAUGGGGAAGAGGCUUGGGGGAAGGCCAUACACCUGAGCCCGCCUUCCCUCCCUCCAGUCCCUGGGCUCCCUUCCUCUUCUUCAGAGUUGCCUCUGGCCUGGGUGAGGCCAGCUAACAAAGGCCCCCUUGUACAGGUCUGUUUGUUUUGGUAAAUGUCCUGAGUAACCUCCCUGGGGUGGCCCAGCAGCCUGUGAGGAGCUGACCUGGAAGCCACAGAAUCACAUUGUUGUCACCUUUGUCUCUUUCUGUUCCCACCAUGAGCUCCAGAGAUUUGGCCAAUUUUUUUCCACUUCUCAGUUCCUGGAGCUUGAGGAGGGUCUAGACCUAACAGUGUAGGGAGUGAGGUCUCUC